AUGCCUGGACACUUCGGUCAAAAGGUCCUCAAUACCUUAGGUCUCAACGACCAUGGCAAUCAACAAAACUCCUCGGCCGUCCAUCUUCCAGGCAGACUGGCUGUGAACAACGACGAGCACGGAUUGUCUUCACCUCCUAAUAAUGGCACAUACCCUCGUCUCUGCAGGCUCUCAGAUGGCACCAUCCUCUCGUCCUUUACCCGAUUCCCCGAUGGACAACGCUCACUUCGCGUCGCGAAAAGUACCGAUAACGGCCGCACGUUCGAGGACUUCUCCGAGGUAACCAGGGGCGCCGGCGACGUGGAUAACAUGUUCUUGUGUGAGGUGGCGCCGGGGACAAUACUAGCGGCCUUUCGCAAUCACGACAAGGGUCCAAAUGGCCCCACGUACUUCCGCAUCACCGUCUGCCGGUCUACGGACGGAGGUCGGGUCUGGAAAUUUGCUUCGCAGGCAGCUGAGAAACGCCCUCCCUUGGGUAUUUGGGAACCAUUCAUGCGCGUCGGACGCCAAGGUGAAGUGCAGCUUUAUUUCUCGCAAGAAUUUGCACAUAACAACCAAUGUACCAUGCUAGUCGUCUCGCGGGAUCAAGGAAGUACCUGGACUCAACCGACCUGUCUGCAUGGUGACAAAGAUCCUCUUCGCGAUGGAAUGUGCGGCAUUGCACGAACUUUUGAUAACGGUCGCGAGGCUCUUGUCAUGGUAUUCGAGACCACCCGGUACGGACCUUUCAGUGUUGAAGCGCUUAUAUCAUACGAUGACGGUGCCACCUGGGGUUGGCGCCAUGAAGUUUUCCGCCCACGACCGGGUCAUAAUGCAGGCUCUCCUCAAAUUGCCUCUUUUGCUGAUGGGUCCAUGGCUACUAUAUUCAUGACAGAUGAAGAUUCCAAGCACGUGGAAUGGGUAAAGAAUGCCUCUAUCAAAGUCGUAUUUGCUGGCCAGCCAGUUGAUGGGCGGGUUCAAUGGAGCUUGCCAACUCUUGUCUCUCCGGCCUCCAGCUUCUGGCCUGGAAUCAUGACAUUGGAUCACCACAACGUGCUAGCCACUUAUGACCGUGGUGGACCCCUUGCAAAGACUAUCACCUGGCACCCCGCGUAA
Messenger RNA from Penicillium roqueforti, 1095 nucleotides. RefSeq names its product sialidase family protein. Lineage: Eukaryota; Fungi; Ascomycota; Eurotiomycetes; Eurotiales; Aspergillaceae. Bases 1 to 1095 code for a protein of 364 amino acids. The transcript has a single exon. The record is from RefSeq and is a predicted model, not a curated record.